This is a messenger RNA of Dufourea novaeangliae, 6152 nucleotides long. RefSeq names its product signal-induced proliferation-associated 1-like protein 2. Lineage: Eukaryota; Metazoa; Arthropoda; Insecta; Hymenoptera; Halictidae. The transcript has 15 exons. Gene Ontology annotation, molecular function: GTPase activator activity; protein binding. Gene Ontology annotation, cellular component: cytoplasm. Bases 300 to 5264 code for a protein of 1654 amino acids. The record is from RefSeq and is a predicted model, not a curated record. Gene Ontology annotation, biological process: activation of GTPase activity; regulation of small GTPase mediated signal transduction.
UGUUGGGAUGAGAGGGCACGCGGCGGUGAUACGUCUUUGCUUGCCGAGGACAAUAGGAAAGUCAACGGAUGAGGUAGGAGCACGAACAGGAGUGUAAUACAACGCUUCGUCGACGGUUGUACGCCUCUGGCGGAAAGGAGAUCGACUAAGACUGAAAAAAAAGGAUCACGACGACAGUAAUCGAGACGAGACGCGUACCGUUGGGCGAUCGACGACGCCACCACGGGAGAGUUACUCAUACCGGAGGGGUUCGAGCACUUGGAGAACGACUCGAAUUCCGGAGCGGUUAAUCAUGCCCCAUGAAGUUGCCCGCGAUCCGUCGUCGCGCGACCGACAACGAGACACGAGUGCAUAGAAUUUCGGUGGAUCGCAAAUCGAAACGUGGAUCGAACGGCUCGCGCGAAUCCACCAGUGACGGAGGUGGUGGUGGUGGUGGUGUGUUGUGCGAAGAGAAAUCGGGACAACAGGAAGGGCCAACAGCCGGAGAGAUAUCGGAAUCGAAGAGGGUACCGGAAACCGCUAUAUUGGAGAGGAAACGGGAAAGCGGCGUGCCGCUAUUCUGUGUACCACGGCAGAGGCGUUCGUCGCAGCCUGAAAAUAAUGAAGAGAUGAUCGCGAGCCUGUCUAUACAUGGCGGCGGCGGCAGCGGAGGGCCGAGCAGCCGCGUGACCCGCGGAUUGGCCCUUCAUAGAUCGAACUCCAGCCUGGAACUUCCGCACAGUCCUGAUCCUGGCUCGCGAACUGUAGAAGCGCCAUUGAGACGGGAAUAUGGGUCCCACGGAAGCAUCGACGUAGUGGCUCAGUCUGUGACGGUCGGCGAGAAUUUGUUCGCGAUGCUUCAAGAGCUCAGGCCAUCGUCAUCGUCGUCGGACCAACGGAAUUCGGUUGGCGUCGAUUAUCUGAGACGCGUCUCAGUUCCAACAGACGGACAGACGGCGGACACGGACGAGGUCUGCGGUCCGACCGGUGGCUCGAGCCCGAAGUUACGACUGAAAUUGAAUAGAUUGUGGGGCGCGAAACCGCCCCGAGCUAUGGAGGAGAGCUGCAGCAGUCCGGUGGUUUCGGCGGACGUCGAGGAGAGGCACAGACGCAGAGCGUUCGCGCAUUACGACUGCCAGUCGCUGACGGCGAAUCUCGGUUACGCGGCAAAAUUGAGGGGAAUUCUGUUGGCCAGAAGGCGAAACACCGCGACUGGAGCUUCAGCUGCGAGUUCAUUUAGGGCGUCCACUCCCGACGAGACGCCCGAAGAAGACGCUGGUGAUGGAAAAGGUAACGAUCUCCUGGAAUCCUGUCCCUUUUUCCGAAACGAGACUGGCGGCGAGGGCGAACGAGACGUGAGUUUGACACGGUGCUCCCAAGGCAAUGGGGUCCAUAGACCGCCUUUGUCAUACGGGAUCGCAGUUUUGGAACCAGUGCCCGGGGAAACAUUGUGGAAGCAUGCGUGUCCGCUGCAGAAGAGGCCGCUACCUAUCGAGAGCGUCGAUGAAGGCGCUCAUUAUUACAGGAGAUAUUUCCUAGGUCGGGAGCACCAAAACUGGUUCGGUAUGGAUGAGCAAUUGGGCCCGGUGGCGAUCAGCGUUCGAAAGGACGUCAGUCAAUACAGAAUAAUCGUGCGCACCUCGGAACUGUUGACGCUUCGGGGCUCGGUACCGGAGGAGGCUCUCGGUAUAAGGCCGCAGGGCAAUAGACUACCAACCAGAGAGCUAUUGGAACUGGUCGCGCCGGAAGUGCAGCUUGGCUGCCUCAGGUUAGGCACUCCCGCCGCUGAAGAGGCUCUAGCCAGAUUGGACGAACAAGGGCUAUCCAGCAGGUACAAGGUCGGCGUGCUCUACUGCCGAUCCGGCCAGGGAACCGAGGAGGAGAUGUACAACAAUCAGCACGCUGGACCGGCAUUUCUCGAGUUCCUCGACGCUAUCGGCCAAAGAAUAAGACUGCGAGGAUUCGAAGGUUACAAGGCCGGUCUCGACACUAGAACCGACUCGACCGGUACCCACGCAGUCGCCGCGACCCAUCGAGGGGCGGAAGUGACGUUUCACGUGUCCACGAUGUUACCCUUUACGCCGAAUAACAGGCAGCAGCUGCUCAGGAAGAGACACAUCGGAAACGAUAUCGUCACGAUAGUUUUCCAGGAGCCUGGCGCGUUGCCGUUCAGUCCACGCAGGAUACGCUCGCAGUUCCAGCACGUGUUUAUUGUGGUACGAGCCACGAACCCGUGUUCCGAUAAUACUCAGUACAGCCUGGCCGUAUCACGAAGCAAGGAGGUGCCCGUUUUCGGCCCACCUGUUCCACCUGGUGCCACCUUCGUCAAAGGAAAAGCGUUCGCCGACUUCAUUCUGGCGAAAGUGAUCAACGCUGAAAACGCUGCGCACAGGUCGGAGAAAUUCGCCACGAUGGCGACCAGAACGAGGCAAGAGUAUCUGAAGGAUCUGGCGACGAACUACUCUUCCACGACAGUGGUCGAUACAGGGCAGAAAUUUUCUAUGCUGUCGUUCAGCAGCAAGAAGAAAGCGACCGUGCGACCGAGACUGUCCUGCGACGCUUCGCAACGUGGCGCGAUAUGCUGGCAAGUGAUACUGGAGGACAGUAACCAGAACACCGACUGUUACCUAGGAAUCAGUGUGGAUACUAUCGUUCUGAUCGAGGAACAUUCCAGACAGAUAGUUUUCGUCGCACCGUGCGUGAGUGUCCUUGGCUGGCACGCUCAAACAAACAGCUUGAGGCUUUACUAUCAUCAAGGGGAGUGCAUCACCAUUCACGUGCGCGGCGAUUACGGCGAGAGGGACGAGUUAAUGGAGAUAGUGGCUCCCAGAAACAGUCUAGGACAAUUGGGUUUCCACGUUCAACCGGACGGGGUGGUGACGCAGGUCGAGAGCAUGGGACUCUCCUGGCAGGCGGGACUGAGACAAGGCUCGAGGCUUGUCGAGAUCUGCAAAGUGGCGGUGUCCACGUUGAGUCACGAUCAGAUGGUCGAUUUGCUGAAGACCUCCGCCCAAGUCACGAUCACCGUGAUACCGCCAAAUAACGACAAUAAUCCAAGGAGAGGCUGUACGGUGCAAAAUUGCCAGUACUUGUCGAGCAGCUACGAGGGAGACUACGAGAACGUAACGAGCCCGGAUAACACGCCGAGUCAGCAGACAGCGAUGUCUCAUCAGAGGCGAUACGAGCGUUCGUUCAGUCCGCCGAGAUCGAGCAACAGUUCCGGCUACGGAACCGGGUCCAGUUCCAGAUCGUUCAACGAUCCCCGUUUCCCCAUGGAGGGAACGAUGACCAGCAGCAGCGGUCACAGCAGCACCGACGAUCGCUGGUACGAACUCCUGGAGCCCCAGGACCAAGAGAACGGGCAUCGGGCGGAUAGUACACCGCCGCCGCCUCUUCCAGCCAGACAGAAUUAUCAAGUGAUCACGCCAAAGUCCUCUCAGAGAAAAGACAAGGAAUCCCAUUACGCGAGCAGUAAACAGUUCGCGGAGAGCUCGAAGCACCACGGACACGACAAUUACGGGAAGGAGGGCAAUUACGUGUCGUCGAAAGCGUUACAGGAGAGCCUCCGACACGAGAGUUACCAAAAACAAUUGGAGAACGCUCACCGUAGUCAGGAUCACGUCCCCUCCAAUUACGUGAAGCUUCAGAAAGAGAAGUACGAGAUCAAGCAAGAGAAUCUAUACGCCUCCCAGAGGGAACUUCACAAAAACGACGGGCAUCACGUCUCUCACCAGAAAUUAACCGCGUCCAGUUCGCUUCCUCUCGCCCAAAACACGACCUACAGUCUUCCAAAGUCAAACAGCAGCAGCGGUAACACCACCAGCAACAACAGCAAUCUGGGUCGAUACAGCGAUUACGAGCAAUCCAGCAAAUACGAUUGCGACGGGAAACCCGACAGAUCCUCUAAAUACGAAACGCAAGACGAAAGGAUGAUGGAUCGAAUGCCAGGGAAGUACGAGCAAGAGUCGCGUGUUCACGAAAAGAGGACGAUCAGCGGCUACGAUUAUCCCGAGGAAGUGUACGAGAGGCGAAACAGUAAAUACGACAUGGAUAUCAACAAAUACGAGAUGACCGAGUGUCCACAUAACGCGAACGAACGAAAGCACACCGAUUGCGGCGAGCAAAGUCGCGAUUCUAUCAGAUACGAGAUACCGCACGAGUUCAAGGUAGGCGAGAAGGUCACCUGUUUGAAGACGACCAUGACCGAAAGGCCUGUACCUCACAAGAUAAACGUCGAGUAUCGACAAACCAAGGACUUCACCGCCAGUCUACCGCCCGAGAUGCGUAUCUCUGACGCAAACUGUUCGGAAACGACCACCCUGCAGAGCGAGGACGAACUAUCCACCGGUUCCGGUAGUGUCUCACCUAGACUCAGAAGAGCAAACAAACAUCGAGGCGGGAAUCUGACGCCGUCUAGCGGCAGCUCGCGAAAUCAAAGCCCUAGACCGAAACCGGGCGUACGGAAUUCACAUCGGAAUUCCGCGAACCUUACGUCCAGCACGCUUCAAGAGGACCUGAUGAAACUGAUCAAUCCUGAUUAUAUUGCCGACGACAGUCAACUAGCAAACAACAACCUGAAUGUGACCACCUGGAUCGGGAAUCAGAAUCCGAACAAGAUCAACAACAAUCUGAUCGAGUUCCAGAACCGAUGCAGAUCCAGGGAGAACCUGUGCGGCAGCGGCGCCAGCACCCUGACCGUUAUGCCGACAAACGGGCAAGAGAACGAGAACGGGAACAGCACGGGGGAUGGGAACGGGAACGGAAGUGGGAACAACGGAAACGCCUCGGAGGUGAUCCUAACGAUGGCCAGACCGGCGACGGUGAUCUCAAACGCUAGCACCGCGUCCAGUCCUGCGCCCAGCGAGAACAAGCUGUCGAAGGAAGAGAGAUUGUCGCCGCGCGUCACCAAACCGUCCCAUUCGAUGACCAAAGCACCGAGCAACUUAACGUCGAUCAAAGACCCCAAGAAUCACAACGACGCAGACGUAGACCGUUGGAAAAACCAUCUCGUUGACGGUAGAUCGAAGCAGCAUCCCCAAGAAUGGACCGACGAACGGCUCUUAGAUAGAUGCGGUGCCAUCGCGAAUUCCGUGACGGACCUGCAGUCCCAUCUCUCCACUCUCGAGCUGAGGGUAGCCAGAGAGACGCGACGAAGGCUCUCGCUGGAGGACGAGGUGCGUCGUCUGAGGGACGAGAAUCGUCGUUUACAGGACGAGAGUCACGCGGCCGCUCAGCAGCUUCGACGUUUCACCGAGUGGUUCUUUCAGACGAUAGAUCACCAAUAAUCGUUAUCCGUUUCUUUCUAUUUUAUUUUUAUCUUCAAUUCCCAACGACGAUUUAAGAAAAUCGAUCGUUCGUAUCGUUCUCUGCACUCUUUGUCGGUCCCAUAUGGACGAAGUUUUACGCGUUUUUUCUUUUUCGAUCGUCUGAUUGAAUUGUACGAUCGCCUCGUAAGAGCAGUAUUAUAGUAUCGCGCGUGUGUCUCUCCUCCGAGCAUCGUGCCAGCGUAGAGAUUUAAGGUGUCCACGAAUCAAAGGUAAUUUAGCGUAAUAAUAUGCAUAAACGAUUAUAAUUCGUCGAGGAUGCGUGUGAAAAACCGGUUAUGUCUAUAUCCGUGGUACAGUCGAAAAUUUUGUACGAUAGAAUCGACGUGUUUUAUCAAACGUGCAGUUUGUAAGUUACCCGUCUUGCCCCCCUCAUGCUCCGUUCGAUUCGUGUUCCGAGUAUUUUUUUUUCGAAGGUGUAACCGAGAUACCUGUGGAUUUGAGGAACGGUGGAAUUUCGUUCCAACGAAUAGAGCACGUUAGAGAUAUACGGUGGUACAACGUUUUUACUUCGAAACGACCAAAUAUUACUAGUUGCGUAAGAGUCACCCCUCGAUUCAUCUGUAAUUUAUUACGUAUUUUUUUUUUUUUUUGUACGAUCGUUCAAGGUAUUUAUCGCUAAUCGAGAGCCUCGUACGCGUCGCGAGAAAGCAAAAGAAAUAAAGAAAAGAGAAUGAAACAUUCCUUCCCCCAUGAACGCGUUAUUGUCGUCCGUCUUUUUGGAACGCCGUGUCGAGGCUCCUAUGUUCAUUAUUCGCGAUAAAACCGUUGCCUUUAGAAAGUACCGAAGACGUCCGUCGUGAAAAAGUCUGUAACUUGGAAAACAAAAAUAAAGAGAAAAGGUAUGCA